Messenger RNA from Nylanderia fulva, 4589 nucleotides. NCBI's taxonomy places the organism in Eukaryota, Metazoa, Arthropoda, Insecta, Hymenoptera, Formicidae. The record is from RefSeq and is a predicted model, not a curated record.
GCGGCGGCGGCGGCGGCGCGGCGAGAGCUAAAAGCACGAACUAAGCGAAGUAGAAAAAAAGAUGGCCGCCGCGAGGCUGCCAUGAAGGGGCCGCGUCGCUGCUCGCGCUCGCGGAAAUGGGACGUUGCGACAUCCGAGUGUCAUCGUCGUCUCAGUGAAGGAGUGUCAAGCGAGGUGGUGGUGAUACACCGUGGUGCCGGGGCGAGGGUGACGUGUGAGGCCGAGGGUGAGGAAUAGAAGAAGGUGGUGAAGUGCAGUGACGAGGCCAAGUGCGCACCUCGUCGCGACGACGACGACGACGAAGGAAACGUCAAACCAGUCGACGGCAAGUCAGCCGGAGAUCCGCCCGGAGAUGGCAUCCGAUGGGAUGGAAUGGGUGGAGAUCAUAGAACCGCGCACGAAGGAACAUAUGUACGCUAACCUGACCACCGGAGAAUGCGUAUGGGAUCCUCCACCGGGUGUACCUGUAAAAAAGACGGACAACAAUCAAUGGUGGGAGUUAUUCGAUCAGAACACCUCGCGAUUUUACUAUUACAACGCGACGUCUCAGAAAACUGUGUGGCAUCGCCCGACCGACUGUGACAUCAUACCAUUGGCGAAACUUCAGACGUUAAAACAAAAUACGGAGCCGGCAAGUGGUAGCACCUCUGAUACUUCGAAAACAACCGAACAGAGGAAAAAAGAAUCCGUUUCUACGCAGACGCAAACUCCCUCGGUUAGCCGGUCGACGCGAUUUAACCACCAGGAGAAUACGAACUUGGCUCCGCCUUUGCAAUCUCUUUCUCUCGGUAAUGCGAACAAAACGCGGACUUCUACGGUCGGCGUAGAUCUUCAGACUUCUCCUCCUUCCCCGUCUCCGUCAGCGAGGCGACAUCAUCAUCAUCAUCAUCAUCACAAUAACAGGCAUCAUAGGCACCAUGAGGUACCUGCGACACGUACCAGGCAGCAGAAUCACUCGCAGGACUCUGGUAGAUCCAGCGACAGUUCCGUCUCGCACAGUAGGACCUCUUUGGAGUCGACCGGUUAUCGUUUGUUGGAUUCGCCGCACCGUCAUCAUCAUCGUUCGGCUACCCAGACGCCGGCGAGCACCGCACAAUCUUCUAGGCAGCACAGUAGCAGCGGCACCCUGGAGGCCAGGUGCCACAAGAGCGGAACUUUAGAAAGCGUGAAGAAUCAGAAGUCCGUCUCGAUGGGAGAACCACCGCCGUUGGGCUUAUCGCUUUCGACUAGCACGCCCCUCUUUAAGAAGAAGACGUUCAGCGAUCCACAACGCGAAGGUAGGGCGGGAAACUUUGACCUGGACAAAAGUAAAAAUGGUAGAGAAAGUAGUAGAGGCUCGUAUGGUCCUGAGCCAAGUACCUCACCAUAUCGCGAGUCUCUUAUGGAGUCUCGGGUCUUUAGGCAGGAAAUGCCGCCGUAUCGUCCGCCGGAAGUUCAACUUAGCCAUAGUUACAAGCCGCUGAGUGAAAAGUAUGGUUCCUUAAUGGACAGUGGCAAUCGUUACCAUAGAGAUAGAGAUAGAGAAAUGCAGCAGCAACAGCAACAGCAGCAACGAGAACGGGUCAACAGUCUCGACAAGACGAACCCGUCAGCCUUUUAUCAGAGUUCCAUGCAUUCGAGAAAUAUGAAUAAGCAGCCGCAGGAUGGCACAGGUAGCAUAGGUAGGAGACAUCACGGAUGCUCGGCAUCGCUUUCGGAGGCAAAUGUCAGAGACAUGUACGGUGCAAUGUUGUCCGAGAGGAACGAUCCCGCCAAAAGCCUCGGCAGGGCUGCCGGCAUACACAGUAGUGGUAAUUCAACGAAGCAGAGAGGAGGUCUGGAGGCGGUGGAGCGCGAGAGAGAGCGGGACCGCGACAGAGAGAAGGAGUAUAGGCGAAACGCAGCGUGCAAUAAUUCACUGGACUGUGUACCGCAGCCGUUGGGUCGCAGUUACAGUUUUGUGCAACAACAAAAGCAACAACAAAAACUGAUGCAGCAACAGCUACAUCAACAACAACAGCAACAACAGCAGCAGGUUAGAAGAAGAGAACGAGACGACGAUGCUAUGCACGAACGUUAUUUGAUGAUAAGUCAAACCCACGAACAAUCAAGACAGAGACUUAGCAGUAAUACUAGCAGUAGUAACAGCAGCAACAGUAGUAGCAAUAGCGCUGCAGGCGAGGAGAUUGAGGGUCACGCCGAGGGAGACGACAGUAAGAAGAAAAGGAGUAACGGAAAUCCCAGUCCGCCACCGUCGCCGUAUUACGGCAAUCUUCUGGCUGAUGCCGAUCACCUGUUACCACUGCAACAUUAUAUCCUUCAACAGGCAAAAUUAUCAGGUUGUUACAAGUUUGGAGAUCCUUUAUUAGUAGAGGAAGGAGAAGAUUCUUUGGAUGAGGAAGGUGGUGGUAGAGGCGAAGGUGUCAGUGGAAGAGGUGAUGACGAUUCCGAUGAUCAAUUUGCUGAUGACGAAGCCGCUAGCAAUCAAGGCGAUUCUUCCAGUCAAGAAUAUCUCGAGGAUCAUUACGCGGAUUUAGGGAAUUACGAUACCGCCGGAUUAGCGACUUAUUACACCACGGCCGACACGCUGACGAGGCCACAAGCACGACCGCCCUCGCCACCCAAUAUUGUAUCUCAGACGGAAGCUAGAGACAGCGUAGUGACAACAAGGCAGAUCUCAAUGCCCACCGUAAGUUCAACUCCGAGUAUCUGUCUAUCAACGAAUGUCGAUAAUACUGACGUGGAGGAAGCGCGAAGAGACGAUAGUACGGGCGGCGGCGAUAUAGAGAAGUACGCGCAGGACAAUCUAAAUCUGAACUGCGGCAGGCCGAAAGGACUUAGACUGUUGUUUCGAAAGAAAUUUAGCGUUCGAGAUAUUCUCAGUUGGUCGAAAGACCCGAUACCUCAGCCCAUGCUUGCGAUGGUGGACGGUGAAAAGCCGCUCAAGAGGGAGGCUUGCAAUCUGUUCCGAUUGGUCCAAGUAUACAUGGGCGAUCGCAAGGCCAACGUUGGCAUGACGUUGGAUGGUGUCGCUAUGGAUAUCGUUAAUACUGCAUUUACGAAACCACCCUUGCGGGACGAAUUGUACGUACAGAUCUGUAGACAGACGACGGAAAAUCCACGAAAGGAGAGUCUGCGACGCGGAUGGGAAUUGAUGGCUGUGUGUCUAGCUUUUGUGCCGCCUAGCGCCACGUUCGAACCCUAUCUAGAGGGUUAUAUGAAUAGGCAUCGUGAUCCCAACUUUCAGUUCCCCGAGGUCGCCAAGUGGCCGAUACACGUACAAGUCAGCCAUUAUGCGACCGUGGCUUGUAGGCGAUUGCAACGAAUUGGUGUGCACGGCAAACGACAACCUCGCAAGGCUACAGUGGAGGAUAUCGACCAAGCAAGGAUACAAAUCUUUCGUGCGUCCAUGUUUGGCGCAACGCUCUCGGAAGUCAUGGCUUUACAAAGGGACCGCUUUCCACUUAGAGAGUUACCAUGGAUACAGACUACGCUGACGCAUCAGGUGUUGGUGCGCGGUGGCACAGUGACCGAGGGUAUCUUCCGGGUGUCUGCGGACGCCGACGAAGUCAGCGCGUUGAAAUCCUGCUUGGACAGGUUCGAGGACGGAGCGAUACUGGCAGUUUCUCAGGAUGCUCACGCGCCCGCCUCCUUACUGAAAUUGUGGGUACGCGAGUUGUACGAGCCACUGAUACCGGACUCUUUUUAUGUGGAAUGCGUGUCUAUGCGGCACGAUGAUCCGAAAGCCUCCGCGGGAUUUGUGGCCGCGCUUGUCGACCGUUUGCCAGAUCUUAAUCGACGUGUGUUGUGUCAUCUAAUACAUUUCCUGCAGAUAUUCGCUAGAUCCGAAGUGGUCGUGCGCACUAAAAUGGACGCCAAUAAUCUUGCGAUGGUGAUGGCGCCGAAUGUAUUGCGGUGCACGUCCCAAGACCCUCGGGUGAUCUUAGAGAACGCGCGGAAGGAGAUGGCCUUCGUCCGUACUCUCAUCGAGUCACUAGAUACCAGUUGGGUCGAUGAUCUUCACUGACCGCAUCCUAUCGUGCUAGAAAAAAGUCCGCUCUAGACUAUUAUGCCAAAUGAAUCAGCUGUAUAGUCACGUCUAUUGUUAGUUACGUCUCUCUCUCUCUCUCUCUCUCUCUUUCUCUCUAUCUCUUUCUCUCACUGUUCUCGAUUUAUCUCCACUCUUCUUGUUUGUCCAUCGCGUCACCGAUUUCUCCCAUAGUCCUCUAUAUAAAUGUUCUUCGUAACGGUAAUUUAGUGCUAAAGUCUUACCAAUCAAGCUAAUCAACCAAUCCGCUCCCUUAUUUCCUAUUUAUUAUUUAUAUGCAGAUUCUAUGUUAUACGACAGAUUAGAGAUUAUUAGAUUAUAUUAUGUAUAUCGCUAUAUAUAUAUCAUAUAUAUUUUACCAAUCCCUUGUUACCGCGUCGAAUAACGUGGACGGCUUUUUACUCGAUCAUUGUUGAAUCUCGUGUAAGAUAAGAGAAAAAAAAUGAAAUCAUAUGUUACCGUGUAUAGCUACGCUCCGCGAUGAUCUUUUUGUAUAAGCGACGGAUUAACGUGUAAAGCGUUUUAUCGAGGAGUAAACACUGCGAAAGAUUAGCAAGCUGUA